GAAACUCUUUACAUAAAUUUAGAAAAUAAUAAUUUGAGCGAUGAAGAUAAAACAAUCUUUGAUAUCGACAUUGAAAAUCAAAUAAUAGCUAUAUUUAAACCAAAUCUUAAAAUUUAUGAUAUUGAAUAUUUUUUGAGUUUAAAGAAUAUCCAAGAAGUUCUGAAAUAG
Molecule: messenger RNA, 168 nt
Organism: Funneliformis caledonium
Lineage: Eukaryota; Fungi; Glomeromycota; Glomeromycetes; Glomerales; Glomeraceae
Source: the annotation of a GenBank genome assembly